This is a messenger RNA of Cryphonectria parasitica EP155, 1364 nucleotides long. RefSeq lists its product as uncharacterized. NCBI's taxonomy places the organism in Eukaryota, Fungi, Ascomycota, Sordariomycetes, Diaporthales, Cryphonectriaceae. Bases 171 to 1127 code for a protein of 318 amino acids. The transcript is spliced from 4 exons. Gene Ontology annotation, biological process: Golgi organization; endoplasmic reticulum organization; endoplasmic reticulum to Golgi vesicle-mediated transport. Gene Ontology annotation, cellular component: endoplasmic reticulum-Golgi intermediate compartment; COPII-coated ER to Golgi transport vesicle; endoplasmic reticulum membrane. Gene Ontology annotation, molecular function: D-mannose binding. The record is from RefSeq and is a predicted model, not a curated record.
CACCUCUGUCUCUCACCUUGGACAAACUCUCCUCCUACGGCGAACUGCCGACCACCUCUCCUUUCUGUUUUGCUGGUCAUCAACACUGACUGCACUCUUGGUUGUUUUAAUUCCUUUUUUGUCUGUUCUCCCUUUGGUCUUCAAUUCUGGUGUCAUCGUAUCUGGGGACAAUGUGGUUCAGCGCGUGGUUGUCGGCCUUGUGCCUGGCAACACUUGCUCUUGGAGCCACCAAGCAGGAUAAGCAAGAUGACAGUGGGAGUACAAUCAAGAGCAUAGGGCUGCGAACCCACACCCUGCAACAGCCUUACCUCGACUCUGACAUGCAAAGUCGCUGGUAUGACUUUGGAGGUGAUGCAGUAGUGAGGACGGAUGCGUACAUUCGGCUCACCUCUGACCAGCCCUCGCAGAUGGGCUGGUUGUGGUCCAAGGUCCCGCUGACCGCGACGAACUGGGAGAUCGAGGUCGAGUUCAAGAUCCACGGCAAGGGCAACCUCUUCGGUGACGGCUUCGCCAUGUGGCUCACCAAGACGCGCGCGCAACCGGGCCCCGUGUUUGGCAGCGUGGACAACUUCGAGGGGCUGGGCAUCUUCUUCGACACGUACAAGAACAACCGACCGGGCACCGUGUUCCCCUACGUGAUGGCGAUGGUUGGCGACGGCCAAACCUCAUACGACAAGAACACGGACGGCAAGCAGCAGGAGUUUGCGGGGUGCUCGGCCCGGGGCAUUCGACACUCGGCCGUGCCGAGCAAGUUCCGCCUGACGUACUUCCAGGACAAGGAGCUCCGGCUGGAGCUGCAGUACAAGAAGGACGGCGACUGGAUCCUGUGCUUCGAGACCUUCCAGCCCCCGGCCAUCCCCAACGUGGCGUACCUGGGCUUCAGCUCCGAGACGGGCGAGCUGAGCGACAACCACGACAUCGUCUCCAUCAGCGCCAAGAACCUGUACCAGUCGAACCCCUCGUCCACCCCCGGGAGCAGCAGGAGAAAGAGGCCCAACCCUAAGAAGAAGGGCGGCAGCUGGCUUUGGUUCUUUGGCAAGAUCAUCCUGUUCAUCCUCGCGGCCGGCGGUUCCUACGUGGGCUAUACUGCGUGGCGUGCCAACACCGCGCGGCGAAGUCGUUUCUGAGAGAGGCGCGAAGAAGAGGCGUAGUGGUGGCUUUGAGCGGCAUCUGGGUGGAACAGGGAAGGGUUCAACGAUGGACGUGUUGGGAAAUGAAUGACUGUGACGAUCGGAAGAAAACAUUCCAAUUGUGCCGAAGGGAGAUUCAUUCACCUUUUUUUCUUUUCUUUUUCUCACUGCACAGGUCCUGGGAGUUCAGGGAGAAGAUUCAGAUCAAAAAAAAAAUAAAUAAAAAGUAACAUG